This is a messenger RNA of Sinocyclocheilus rhinocerous, 789 nucleotides long. RefSeq names its product T-cell ecto-ADP-ribosyltransferase 1-like. The transcript has 2 exons. The coding region runs from base 1 to 789 and encodes 262 amino acids. Lineage: Eukaryota; Metazoa; Chordata; Actinopteri; Cypriniformes; Cyprinidae. Gene Ontology annotation, molecular function: NAD+-protein-arginine ADP-ribosyltransferase activity; NAD+ poly-ADP-ribosyltransferase activity. The record is from RefSeq and is a predicted model, not a curated record.
AUGCUGCUGAUCAUUGAAGCUCUUCUUCUCAUUUUAGCUGCUCUAGGACAGGAUCACAGAGCUGCUGCUGUUGAAGGACAGCCAUUUCCAUUAAAUAUGGCAACAAAUUCAGUUGAUGAUCAGUAUGAGGGCUGUAGAGAGAACAUGGCAAACCAGGUGGAGAAAGAAUAUCUAAUAAAGGAACGUAAGAACUCAGAAUUUAAUUUAGCUUGGAGAAAAGGUGAAACGAGAUUUAAGAAGCCAGAAGAUAAAUUGACAAAGAAUCAUUUAAUCGCCAUUUAUGUGUACACUGAUAGUCAAGUAUUUAAAGACUUCAAUAAUGACGCUCGUUCUGGUAAACAAAAUUACAAAGACAAGUUAUACAAAUGGUAUUCACUUCACUUUUUGUUGACAGAUGCUAUACAGAUUCUGAAGCAACAAAACAAAUGCAUUAAGACUUAUCGUGGUACAAAAGUUAAAUUUAAUGAGGAUGUUAAGAACCACGAGGUUCGUUUUGGCUCAUUUGCAUCAUCGUCUCUUAAUAAUGAAAGAGCAAAAUUUUUUGGAACUGUAUCUUGUUUUGAAAUCCACACUUGUGAAGGUGCUGAUGUGACAAAAUAUUCUAAGCUUAAACGUGAGCAAGAGGUGCUGAUUCCUCCAUAUGAGAAGUUUAAAGUCAUUGAUGUCAAGACAAAAGGUCAGGAAGGUGCCUGGUGUGACAUUGUGUUCACUUUGGAAAGCACUGGUAGAAAAAGUGACUUAAACUGUGCUCUAAGUAAAUCAACAAAGUCCAUCAGGGCUCAAAAUUAA